Molecule: messenger RNA, 1053 nt
Organism: Penicillium cataractarum
Lineage: Eukaryota; Fungi; Ascomycota; Eurotiomycetes; Eurotiales; Aspergillaceae
Product: Mitogen-activated protein kinase HOG1
Exons: 9
Coding region: 1-1053 (350 amino acids)
Biological process (GO): osmosensory signaling pathway; protein phosphorylation; stress-activated MAPK cascade
Cellular component (GO): cytoplasm; nucleus
Molecular function (GO): MAP kinase activity; ATP binding
Source: RefSeq, a predicted model, not a curated record
AUGGACGAUCCCGACAUAAAGACCCAUCAGGUUAGCGGGUGUACUUUUGAUCUUACGGGGAGAUACUCGGAUCCACAGCUGCUAGGAAUAGGAACACACAGUGUCGUGUGUGCCUGUACUGAUAUCUUGACCAAAGAGGGCGUUGCGAUCAAGAAAAUCUCUAAACCGUUCAACUCCAAAAUCGAUGCGAAACGGACUGCCAGGGAGGUUAAAUUGCUCAGACAUCUCUCCCAUGAAAAUGUAAUAUCGUUGCGUGACAUUUUUGUCUCGCCUCUAGAUGAUAUAUACAUUGUCACUGAGCUUCUUUCCACCGACCUGGAGCAUAUCAUCCGAUCCAGACCGAUGGAGAAUCGGUUUGUCCAGUAUUUCUUCUACCAAAUCAUGCGUGCCUUAAAAUACAUUCACUCUGCCGGCGUGGUCCAUCGUGACCUCAAACCGAGCAACAUCUUAAUAGAUGAAAACUGUGAUCUCAAAAUCUGUGAUUUCGGCUUGGCACGAACAGUUGAUCCAAGGAUGACGGGCUAUGUCACAACAAGAUUCUACCGGGCCCCUGAGACGAUGCUCACCUGGCAAAAGUAUAAUGUUGAGGUCGAUAUGUGGAGCGCCGGGUGUAUCUUGGCAGAGAUGAUUGAAGGAUCACCUCUGUUUCCGGGACGUAAUCACACGGACCAAUUUUUGGUUAUUGCGGAUCUCCUGGGUUCUAUUCCCCAUGAGGUGAUCAAGGCUAUAUGCUCGAAAAGCCAGACAUUUGAGUAUAUCACCAAGCUACCUAAACGGGUAAAGAUGCCUUUUGCGAAGAAAAUCAAACAGGCUUUUCCAGAUGCUCUUGACUUAUUGGAAAAUCUACUGGUGUGGGACCCAGAGAAACGAAUAACCGCUGAAGCCGCUUUAACCCACCCAUAUCUGAGUCUAUACCACGAUCCAACCGACGAGCCUAUAGCAGACCAAUCAUUUGAUUGGUCUAUUCUAGACGCAGAUUACCCACUUGACACUUGGAAGAGUCUUGUAUAUUUCGAGAUUUUGGAUCACUUUGGGGGCGCUCUUGGCAGUUAA